Messenger RNA from Fopius arisanus, 1134 nucleotides. RefSeq names its product cell growth-regulating nucleolar protein. NCBI's taxonomy places the organism in Eukaryota, Metazoa, Arthropoda, Insecta, Hymenoptera, Braconidae. Bases 140 to 1081 code for a protein of 313 amino acids. Gene Ontology annotation, cellular component: nucleolus. Gene Ontology annotation, biological process: negative regulation of transcription by RNA polymerase II; rRNA processing. The transcript is spliced from 2 exons. The record is from RefSeq and is a predicted model, not a curated record. Gene Ontology annotation, molecular function: DNA binding.
AUCAGCUGGCAGCUGAGAGACCUGAGAACGACACGUGCUAUCCAAGUGAACAUGUGCAUUUGGACCAUUCGUCCUAAUUGAUUAAAACAUAAAUAUUGAUUUAGAUAACAAACGCAAUUGUUGAAUUUUGAGAGUAAUAAUGGUGGUAUUCACUUGUAAUAAUUGUGGUGAUUCUCUGCAGAAGCCCAAAGUUGCUAAACAUUAUCAAUUUCAAUGUCGAAAUAAUGUGUCGUUAACUUGUGUGGAUUGUUUUCGGGAUUUUGUUGGUGAUGAGUACGUGCUCCAUACCAAAUGCAUAACUGAGAAUGAGAGAUAUGGUGGAAAAGAUUACAAAGCUAAACCAUCAGCCAACAAAGGUGAACGCAAGCAACAAGCGUGGAUCAAUGUAGUGCAGAAUGUCUUGAAUAAUUCCACCAAUCUAUCUCGGGAAGAAAAAUCAUUCCUGCAAUCUAUAUCUCGACACGAGAAUAUCCCAAGGAAGAAAGCCAAGUUUUUGAAUUUCGUGAAGAAUGCUGUGGGCUACAGACUCAACAUGAAUGUCGUUGAUAGCUGCUGGGAGAAGAUGGAGAGUGCUUUCAAGGCUGUGACAGAGAGUAAAUCUGAGACACCAAAACAAAUUGAAAAGGACGAGGAGGUUGUUUCCAAAAAUAAUGAGAGCAUCAGUCGGGAGAACGGAAGUAUUUUAAAGGGAAAAGAGAACAAAUCAGACAGUGGCGAUGAUGAUUUAACGAAUGGAAAGAUAAAGAAAGGGAAGAAACGUCAGAUAGAAGGAGCUGAUGCUUCAGGGGAUCAGAAUGAUGAGCCUUCUCUCAAGAAAAAGAACCUAGAGGAUCAAUCAGCUCAUGAGGAAUCUCACACAGCUAUCGAGACUGCCAAAUUCAGUUGGACAUCAAGCAUUCUUCAAGCCCUUGGCGACAGAGAAGAGAUUUCUCUCAAGAAAUUGAAGAAAAAAGUUGUGACACGGUAUUUAGAACACAUGGGAGAUGCAGCUACUCGAGAGAAAGCUAUUUCCAAGUUCGAGAAGAAGCUUCGGAAAAUAUCCGAGUUACAAUCAGUAGACGAUAAAGUCAAGCGUGUAUAAAAAUCAAUUGCUAAUUCUUUUUUACAAAAAAUAGAAAAUAUAAGAGUAUAUAA